UCCCUGUGUGUUUACCUUCACUGUCACUUGUGUUCCGUAAACCAGGGACAAUGUCUCUACGUGUGUUAGAGCUCAUCUUCUUCUUCUACUUUGCCUCUCACAUCCCCAUCACGUUAUUUAUCGACUUGCAGGCUCUGCUCCCUGGACAUGUGUACCCGCAGCAGCUCAAAGAUCUUCUGACUUGGUAUGCAGAGGAAUAUAAAGACCCCAUGAUGUUGGAUCCUCCGGUCUGGUUCAAGUCCUUCAUUUUCUGCGAGAGUCUGCUGCAAAUUCCUUUCUUUCCCAUCGCAGCGUAUGCUUUCCUAAAAGGUGGCUGUAAGUGGAUCAGGACUCCUGCCAUCGUGUAUUCCACACACGUGGCCACCACGCUGGUUCCGAUCCUAGCCCACAUCCUUUUCUAUCAGUUCCCUAUGAAGCCCCACCCAGGGCCCCAGACUGUGCAGGAGCGCUGGCUGCUGAUCUCCAUCUAUGUUCCUUACCUGCUGGUGCCUGUGCUGCUGCUCCUCACCAUGCUGCUGUCCCCCACAUACAACUCCACCUCCAAGUCUGGGAAUGCAUCAGCCAAGACCAAGAAGAAGAACUGACGCAUCAACAUCGUCUGCCUCACUCUCAAAUCAAAAGAUAUUUUUCUACAUUUCUGAAUGUACCGUUUAUAUGUGGUAUGAAUCGAUCAGAGAAGCUGUGUUUUGUACUGUGGAACAUGGAUUAGAAAGAAUGGGCCAUUGUUAAAGCAGCCAAAUAUAAAUUUAAAAGGAUUGUGGUGGUGGAUCCUGAUUGUGGAUGCCGCUGUCCGUGGUCUAUGAUUAAAACAAAACUGCUUGAUAUACAGUAUGUCUACCCAGAUACUCUUCUAUUACUGACCAUAACUCCUCAAUUCAUUUACUUUCCAUUCUGCUGUGUAAAUACUCUUGUUUUUCUGAUGUUCUCCAUUACACGUGGCAUCUCUUGCUCUUCUGUCCGUCCUUGGAGACUUUUCUAUGAUCCUUUCCCCCUGUUAAUAGGGUUUUCAAUAGUUUGUCCUUACCCGUUUUCAGGUUUAAGGACAGAGGAUGUCACACCUUAUAAUUUGUGAAUAUGGGCUAUACAAAUAAAAUGUGAUUGAUGAUUGAA
Molecule: messenger RNA, 1110 nt
Organism: Limanda limanda (common dab)
Lineage: Eukaryota; Metazoa; Chordata; Actinopteri; Pleuronectiformes; Pleuronectidae
Gene: tmem97
Product: transmembrane protein 97
Exons: 3
Coding region: 51-584 (177 amino acids)
Cellular component (GO): endoplasmic reticulum
Source: RefSeq, a predicted model, not a curated record